CUGAUUUUGAUUUUACCGAUGAGGUUUGUAACUUGGAUCUUGACGACGAGCAUGGAAAUCCUUCUCAAAAUCAUAUCGAGGUUCCAAAAGAUGAUAAUUCUGCAUAUGGAACAGCCUUUGCUGCUUUUCCAACAGAGAAAGAAGGGAGAGAAGCUUGCCAUGCCAUUGCUUCUUUUUUUUUUAACUUUGAAGUUCUUUAUACCAUGCUCUAUGUCAGCUUCAUAGUUUCUUUAUGUCAGGGACAUGAUAUAUCAGGAAAGGAUAACCGUGUUCAUUGCUCCUUAAAUAUCAACACAGAGACAGGACGCUUGUCAGCUAGAAGGCCAAAUCUGCAGAAUCAACCUGCUUUGGAAAAAGACCGAUACAAAAUCCGUCAAGCAUUCAUCGCUGCACUAGGGAAUUCUCUUAUAGUUGCUGAUUAUGGACAGCUGGAACUUAGGAUUCUCACGCAUCUUGCCAACUGUAAGAGCAUGAUGGAUGCUUUUAAAGCCGGCGGAGAUUUCCAUUCAAGGACUGCUAUGAAUAUGUAUCCAUAUAUUCGUGAAGCAGUUGAGAAAAAGGAAGUGCUUCUCGAGUGGGAUCCUCGGCCUGGUGAAGAUAAGCCCCCACUUCCUCUAUUAAAGGUAUAGAAGCAUGAUUUGUUGGUUUAGCAUUGCAAACACCUUUUUCAUAAUUUGUUCAUGACUCUAUUUGUGUUUUCCCCCUUCCAUUUUAGGAUGUGUUUGGUUCUGAAAGAAGAAAAGCUAAAAUGCUUAACUUCUCAAUUGCAUAUGGGAAAACUCCAGUGGGGCUAUCUAAGGAUUGGAGGGUUUCUGUGAAAGAAGCUAAGAAAACAGUUGACCUUUGGUACAAUGACAGAAAAGAAGUUUUGCAAUGGCAAGAGGAACGUAAAAAAGAAGCUCGUAAGUUUCAUUGUGUCUACACAUUGCUAGGGCGAGCCCGGAAAUUCCCUUUGAUGGCCCAAGCUAAUACCUAUCAGAAAGGUCACAUUGAGCGUGCUGCUAUUAAUACUCCAGUGCAGGGUAAUGCUGCUGAUGUUGCCAUGUGUGCCAUGAUACAAAUUUCCAAUAAUAAAAAGUUGAAGGAGCUUGGAUGGAAGUUACUUUUAUCUGUUCUGAUAAUUCAACACUUUGUCUUAUUCUCUCUUAUAUUUAUUUCUUUGCACUUGGAGUGUAAUUCAAAAGUAAAGAGACUUGGAGUGUAUGCUAAAUUUUGAUAUUGGUGAAGCGGCAUCUCUUAGAUUAAACUA
Molecule: messenger RNA, 1249 nt
Organism: Vicia villosa (hairy vetch)
Lineage: Eukaryota; Viridiplantae; Streptophyta; Magnoliopsida; Fabales; Fabaceae
Product: DNA polymerase I A, chloroplastic/mitochondrial-like
Exons: 5
Coding region: 204-629 (141 amino acids)
Biological process (GO): double-strand break repair; DNA-templated DNA replication
Molecular function (GO): DNA binding; DNA-directed DNA polymerase activity
Source: RefSeq, a predicted model, not a curated record